This is a messenger RNA of Alexandromys fortis (reed vole), 2088 nucleotides long. RefSeq names its product potassium voltage-gated channel subfamily C member 1 (gene Kcnc1). Gene Ontology annotation, biological process: protein homooligomerization; potassium ion transmembrane transport. The transcript is spliced from 4 exons. The record is from RefSeq and is a predicted model, not a curated record. Bases 16 to 1773 code for a protein of 585 amino acids. Gene Ontology annotation, molecular function: delayed rectifier potassium channel activity; protein binding. Gene Ontology annotation, cellular component: neuronal cell body membrane; voltage-gated potassium channel complex; axon terminus. Lineage: Eukaryota; Metazoa; Chordata; Mammalia; Rodentia; Cricetidae.
UAAGGGGGCGCCGCGAUGGGCCAAGGGGACGAGAGCGAGCGCAUCGUGAUCAACGUGGGCGGCACGCGCCACCAGACGUACCGCUCGACGCUGCGCACGCUGCCCGGCACGCGGCUUGCCUGGCUGGCGGAGCCGGACGCCCACAGCCACUUCGACUAUGACCCACGCGCCGACGAAUUCUUUUUCGACCGCCACCCGGGCGUCUUCGCUCAUAUCCUGAACUAUUACCGCACCGGCAAGCUACACUGCCCGGCCGACGUGUGCGGGCCGCUCUACGAGGAGGAACUGGCCUUCUGGGGCAUCGACGAGACGGACGUGGAGCCCUGCUGCUGGAUGACGUACCGCCAGCACCGCGACGCCGAGGAGGCACUGGACAGUUUUGGCGGCGCGCCCCUGGACAACAGUGCCGACGACGCGGAUGCCGACGGCCCCGGCGACUCGGGCGACGGCGAGGACGAGCUGGAGAUGACCAAGAGACUGGCGCUCAGUGACUCCCCAGAUGGCCGGCCUGGUGGCUUCUGGCGCCGCUGGCAGCCGCGCAUCUGGGCGCUGUUCGAGGACCCCUACUCAUCCCGCUAUGCGCGGUAUGUGGCCUUGGCCUCCCUCUUCUUCAUCCUGGUCUCCAUCACAACCUUUUGUCUGGAGACCCAUGAGCGGUUCAACCCCAUCGUGAACAAGACGGAGAUUGAGAAUGUUCAAAAUGGCACCCAAGUGCGAUACUACCGGGAAGCAGAAACCGAGGCCUUCCUCACCUACAUCGAGGGCGUCUGUGUGGUCUGGUUCACCUUCGAGUUCCUUAUGCGUGUUGUCUUCUGUCCCAACAAGGUGGAGUUCAUCAAGAACUCACUCAAUAUCAUUGACUUUGUGGCCAUCCUCCCCUUCUACCUGGAAGUGGGCCUCAGUGGCCUGUCCUCUAAAGCUGCCAAGGACGUGCUGGGCUUCCUGCGCGUCGUCCGCUUCGUGCGCAUCCUGCGCAUCUUCAAGCUGACCCGCCAUUUCGUGGGCCUUCGGGUCCUGGGCCACACGCUCCGUGCCAGCACCAACGAGUUCCUGCUGCUCAUCAUCUUCCUGGCCCUGGGGGUCCUCAUCUUUGCCACCAUGAUCUACUACGCUGAGAGGAUAGGGGCACAGCCCAAUGACCCCAGCGCCAGCGAGCACACACACUUUAAAAAUAUUCCCAUCGGCUUCUGGUGGGCUGUGGUCACCAUGACGACCCUGGGCUAUGGAGACAUGUAUCCUCAGACGUGGUCUGGGAUGCUGGUGGGGGCGCUGUGUGCCCUGGCAGGAGUGCUGACCAUUGCCAUGCCGGUACCCGUCAUCGUGAACAAUUUCGGGAUGUACUACUCUUUAGCCAUGGCUAAGCAGAAACUACCAAAGAAAAAAAAGAAGCAUAUUCCACGAGCACCACAGCUGGGAUCUCCCAAUUACUGUAAAUCUGUCGUAAACUCUCCUCACCACAGUACUCAGAGUGACACAUGUCCGCUGGCCCAGGAAGAAAUUUUAGAAAUUAACAGAGCAGAUUCCAAACUGAAUGGGGAGGUGGCGAAGGCCGCGCUGGCGAACGAAGACUGCCCCCACAUAGACCAGGCCCUCACUCCCGAUGAGGGCCUGCCCUUUACCCGCUCGGGCACCCGCGAGAGAUACGGACCCUGCUUCCUCUUAUCAACUGGGGAGUACGCGUGCCCACCUGGUGGAGGAAUGAGAAAGGAUCUUUGCAAAGAAAGCCCUGUCAUUGCUAAGUAUAUGCCGACAGAGGCUGUGAGAGUGACUUGACCAGGCGGCUUGGCCGAGGACACUGGUGGCUAUUAAGCAUCUGGGUGGACCUGCAGCCCCUCCUCACCCUCGGACAGAGUAAAUUCACGCCAUGCAGGUUUGCCGGACGAGUCCGAGUGGCCCAGGCAUUGUACUAAGACGGACGUAGCUUUUUCUACGGCCAUUGGUAACUGACCGUAGCGGAUCACCCUUCCUUCAUUUUUCUUAGAAGUUACCUUUUCUUUGGGGAGGGGGGUGAAGGGAAGCCUUAGCAUGACUUGCAUGAAGUUAAACAGAAAACCCAGCUAAACCAAACCCACCAGCCCCUGCUGUGAC